Messenger RNA from Symbiodinium sp. CCMP2456, 1212 nucleotides. The record is from the annotation of a GenBank genome assembly. Lineage: Eukaryota; Dinophyceae; Suessiales; Symbiodiniaceae.
AUGCUGGUGCAGCCGUCUGGAAGGUUCGUCGUGGCGGCUUUGGACCAGCCUUUGACGAGCCGACCGUUUUUCUCGUCGCACUGGUCUGCAGCUACAGCCUCCGGGAGAACCAGUGUGAGCGCAGUCAUACCCUUGGUUUGCGGUUGUUGCGUCUGUACUUCGAGGGCCCAGCGACUCCGCCGCCGCUCGCAGGGAGGUUCUGAACAGAGUACGAAGGGCUUUUUUGACGAUUGGGCACGCUGGGUGGAGGACGACUUCGUUGCAAAGCUCGACCUGGUGGAGGAAACCUUACCGUCAGAGUUUGCCCGAAGGAUCGGCAGCCUGCCUUCGAGCUCGAAGAGUGCGGAGAGCUCACGAGAGGAGGCCAUCAUCGAAUCGCGAGUCUGGUUGGGUCAGGCCCCCGACACGCCCGUGCGGCGUGUCCGCUACGUCGUCGUGGAUGCGGGGCCUCAGCUCCAGGCCUUCAACGCCGUUGUCUACCCCGCACCUUCUCACGGGCUGCAGCCAGUGCUGGGUGUAGAUGUGCUUUCCUUCAAUUCCCACAAGCGCCAGCUGUUUGGAGUGGACUGGGCGCCGAUGCUGCCAGAGUCGGGACAUAUUGAGGAGCGAAUCGCACCCUUCGUCCGUUCCAUCUACGACGACUUCGAGGCUUUUCGCAGCGCUCCUGGCGGCAAGGUCUACGGGGAAUCGCCCGAAUUCUUCAGCCCGUACAUGUUUUUCAGCCGGCCAGAGGGCCCCGAGGCGAUCUCUGCGGGCUCCGAGCUUUGGCGGGUCUUCACCCGGUACUUCGAUGCGUACCGAGCAGUGCUGUCGGACAGCCCCGUCGUCGAUGAAGUACGCUCUGUGCAAGCACAGGAGAGGCAGGACGCUUACGACACCUGGCAUGCAGAGCGAGACCCGGCGUUGAAGGUCUUCGCCAAAAUGUUUGGUGAGGAGUGGACGGAGGAGUUCUCCGGGACGGUGCUAUUUCCUGGCUCCCGCCUUGCCGGGGCCUGGAUCGUCGGAGGGGCAGCAGUGUGGAUGAAGGUGAAAGCGCAAUGGAAGCUCCUGCGUGUCUUAAGAGGAAGCCUUUUGAUGGUCCACAGACACCUUGUGAAGCCCAGCCUGUCCCGGAGAAAGAUCAGGUUUCCAGCUCGCGGAGAAGCCUUGCUGACAUCGACGGCUGAAACAAAGUUCGUUGCUUGCUGCAUGGUUUUGCUGCAGGGUCUCUGA